Ilex paraguariensis (yerba mate) is the source of this 2087-nucleotide messenger RNA. The record is from the annotation of a GenBank genome assembly. Lineage: Eukaryota; Viridiplantae; Streptophyta; Magnoliopsida; Aquifoliales; Aquifoliaceae.
GGACCAAACUGUCACCCUUAGCAGAAGCACCAAACAAGUCUCACAAGUCAGGACGAGUAGUAUUUCCCCUUCCCUUGUAAUUACUGUUCCAUUCAUUUUCAACGCUCUCUCUUGCAAAUCUCUGAACUUCUCUUCAUAUACCAAUGGCAAAACCCCAGUGAUUUCUCCAAUCCUCUGAAUCUCAAUUGGUUUUCCUUUUUUUUUAGUGGUUUGAAAGCUAAUCAGAGAAUUCUGAUUCCUCCAGUGUUCUCCAUUCUUCGUUUUUUGUGGCCAUGAAAAAACCAACCAAUGUGUUAUCUUUAUAAUCCAAUUGUCAGAAGGGAGAGAGGGAGGGAGAGGGAGAGAUACAAAUCAGGUAUGUGGGUUUGUCAGUAUUUCAGUUUGGAUUGGGAGGUUUCAUAGGACUACGGGAUCUGGAGUUUACAGCGGCAGAGGUUUUUUGGGAUCAUCAUCAUGAGCAGCAGCUGCAGAGGCAGGAGUAUCAGGUGGCAGAGUCAUAGCAGUCGAAGAUGAUGAACUACAAGCAACCUGAGCAAGAGUCGUUGAAGCAAGUCAUUUAACAGUUAAAAGUGUUACAUAGUAGGGGAAGAGAGAGAGAGAGAGAGAGAGAGAGAAAGAGAGACUACAGCACGAUUAGUUGAGUUUGUUGAAUCACCAGCACCAAGAAAAAGACCAGAAGCACCCACCAGUAAUAUAAAAUCAAGAAACAUACAAGCACGCACCAUCUUGAACUUCAAUAACAUGGGCAAGACAUAACCACCUACCAAACAGAGCCUCCCAAGUCCCACCCAAAGUCAUUUGGAGCAAACCACUGAUUAUGCAAAAACAAGUCAAAGAAUGGGAAUGAAGAGCAGUGGAGGAGGAGGAGAUAUAGUACAAGUUCAAGGAGGCCACAUUAUCCGAUCCACCGGCCGGAAAGACCGGCAUAGCAAGGUGUACACUGCAAAAGGUCCGAGAGACCGAAGGGUCAGGCUAUCGGCCCACACCGCAAUUCAGUUCUAUGAUGUGCAGGACAGAUUGGGCUGUGAUAGACCUAGCAAAGCAUUGGAUUGGCUCAUCAACAAGGCCAAGAAUGCCAUUGACAAGCUUGCCGAGUUACCCCCAUGGGACCCAAAUGAUAUUAUAAUUGCCUCCAGGGUAGGCCCUAACGAAGGCUCAAGUGGGAUGCCAUUGGAACAACAGCAUAGGCCAUUGGGUGAGAACCCAGUUGAUAAUCCUUCAUUCAGACCACCAUCAAACAUCUGUGAGCCCAUGGAGCACACAAUGAAAUCCUUCUUCCCAGCGAGUUCCGGGACUCCAUCAACGAAUUUUCAGGACUACCCUGAUGAUAUAAUGUCAAGACCCUCAAUCCAAACUCAAGAUCUUUGUCUCUCGCUUCAUUCUUUACAGGGCCAGAAUUCAAGUCAUACCCCUCAAACUGAUCAAGCCCUCUACUAUGGUGCAGCUCCAUUAGCUUUUGAGUCCAGUUAUCAGAGAACGAUGAGUUGGAAUAGUGGUGGGGAUGCAGAAAAUAGGGGAAUGUUUGUUUUCAACUCACAGACAAUGCCACAGCAAUCACAGCUUUGUCAAAGCUCAGCAUUUUCUUUGAGGGAACCCCUUCAGUCCAGUUAUUCACAGAGGGAUCGUGCUUGGGUUGACCUGCCUUUGCCCUCGGUAGAUCAUCCUAAUGUACUGGCAAUGCAUCAAUCUCUAAUUUGUAGCAGCCAAUUCAACACCUCGGAGUUUCAAGUGCCGACACGGAUUCAUGGUGAAGUGGAGAUUCGGGCGGUCUCCAAUAAUCCCUCUGAUGCUUCGCCCAGAAUGAACUAAUCCUUAAUUUCACAUCUAUCAGGACUCCAUAUAGUCUGCAUUGGAGACUCAUGACUAUAAUCAAGACUUUCAAGAAGAGAUUUCAAGCAACUCGGUGACCUUAUUGAUUUGAGGAAAAACAACUUGGUUUGGUUCAGAACAUCAUAUUUAUCUUUUGAUUUCCGUCAGUUAAUUUAUGUGUAUAUUUUCUUGUUUAAAGGGACUAUCUAAGCUCAACUUUGUUUGAUCUUUGCUACUUUAUAUCAUCAGUAGACUUUGCUUUACCACUAUGGUUGCUU